Messenger RNA from Gorilla gorilla gorilla (western lowland gorilla), 1256 nucleotides. RefSeq names its product mitochondrial contact site and cristae organizing system subunit 10 (gene MICOS10). Gene Ontology annotation, cellular component: mitochondrial inner membrane; mitochondrion; MICOS complex. The transcript is spliced from 4 exons. The record is from RefSeq and is a predicted model, not a curated record. Bases 62 to 484 code for a protein of 140 amino acids. Lineage: Eukaryota; Metazoa; Chordata; Mammalia; Primates; Hominidae.
CUUGCAGGGGUCGGAGCGCGGGGGCAGGCCGAGAGGAAAGCUGGAGGCGCGGGUGGGGAACAUGUCUGAGUCGGAGCUCGGCAGGAAGUGGGACCGGUGCCUGGCGGAUGCGGUCGUGAAGAUAGGUACUGGUUUUGGAUUAGGAAUUGUUUUCUCACUUACCUUCUUUAAAAGAAGAAUGUGGCCAUUAGCCUUCGGUUCUGGCAUGGGAUUAGGAAUGGCUUAUUCCAACUGUCAGCAUGAUUUCCAGGCUCCAUAUCUUCUACACGGAAAAUAUGUCAAAAACCUGCUCAAACCGUCAGCUGCCUGCAGCCAGCCCAUGUCUGCUGGAGAGAUGGGAGUAGGGGAGCCAUCUCUGCACCAAAGCAAGAGUGAGGUCAUCACAGGGACCAUGCAAGAAGAGGCGCAGCUGUGUGGCACUGAAGCCGGCAGCCGGCCUUUUCCACCACUCCCUGGCUCCUCGCUUUCCUGGCACCAGAGCUGAUUGUGGGGAGAACCGAAAGGAGCAGACAGAGAAGCUUCAGGUCUUUUGCUUAAAACAUUUCCAUUGUUCCAAACUGAGUUGUCAGGGAUAAUGGCUCAGGGGUGAUUAUAUGCAUAUUAUGUAUUUAAUGGCUGGGAGUUCCUGUGGAAAAUAUUGUUCCAUUUUUUACAUUUGUGUGUCCUGCUCCAAAAUGGCCUUGUAACUUUAUCUGGACUUGAGUCUGUGCCUCGAUGUUGUCAUCCUCCAUUCCCUGAAAAAUGGAGCAAAAUCCCAACCUGGGCUUAUUCAGUGUAGUCCUAUUGUAAUAACUGCCUCCUGAGUGCCCAAUCUGCCCCCAGGACCAUCCUGGGUGCUUUAUCUUUAAUAAUCUUUCCCUCUAGACCUGCCAGUGGAUUUGUGAGAGAUGUUACUAUCCUCAUUCAGCUGAUGAGAAAGCAGACUCUUACCGGGGUUGAGAAACUUGGCAAGGCCAUGUAGUUCGUAGGCUGAUGAGAACCAUGCUCUCCCCACUCCCCUGGGACGCCUUCGACAGGUUUUAGGAAUUGUUAUCCAGGUCAUGAUGGUUUGGCCCUGUUCCACUCACUUCCCACUCUUCUCCCUGGAAGAUUGGGGCUGGGGGGCACUCUUAGGAACCUAGGUAGGGUGUACAUAGUCCUGUUGUGAGACAGUUUUAACGUAAACAGUGUGAUAAGGUUUUGGCCUCUGGCCCUUUGGGUCUGACCUGAUACAGCAAUUAGAGAGGGUUGUCAGAAUGCCGUCUGCACAGUUUUAA